AUGGCCAGCACUAGGAGAAACCUGAGAAUCGCCCCUGGUGAUGCGAUCGUCCUGGUGACUGGCGCCAAUGGGUAUAUUGGCUCGACUGUGGCGGAGGUCCUCUUAGAAGAAGGCUACAAUGUGCGAGGGACUGUUCGUAGCGCAAAGCCUUGGUUGGACAAGUUGUUUACAGAUAAAUAUGGUUCUGGGAGGUUCGAGAGUGUGGUCGUGUCAGACUUGGGAAAUCAGGCAGGGUUUGAAAGGGCUCUACAGGGCACUUGUGGCGUCGUCCAUGUUGCAUCGGACCUGACUCUGGACCCUGAUCCGGAAAAGGUCAUUAACGGAACUAUCCAGCAUACUCUGGCAGCAGUCAGAGCGGCGACCAAUGUUCCCAGCAUCAAAAGCUUCGUCUUGACCUCUUCGUCCACAGCCUCGAUCAUGCCUAUUCCCGAAAAGGAAGGUAUAUACAUUGACGAAAAUACAUGGAACGAUGCCUCUGUGGCAGCCGCAUGGGACGAGAAUACUUCAAAGGAAGACUUGCCCUACAACGUCUACGCAGCCUCGAAGACUGAAGGCGAGCGCGCCUUGUGGAAAUUUGUAAAUGAAAACAAUCCUCCUUUUGCCGUCAACACAGUCCUUCCAGCAGCAAAUUAUGGAACCAUUCUCGCACCCGAAAUCUCCGGGAGCACAAUGGGCUGGGCUCGGCAGCUUUUAAGCGGCAACUCCAACGUCUUCACCUUCACUCCUCCCCAAUGGUUUGUCAAUGUCAAAGACUGCGCAAGGCUUCAUGUGGCCGCCUUACUGGACCGCAAUGUCAACCACCAACGAAUCUUCGCCUUUGCCGAGCCGGUCAACUGGACCGACGUCGUGACUAUUCUACGCAACGCUCGUCCUGACAACAAGCGGAUCCCAGAUCCUCCUGCCAACGAAGGCAGAGACCUCUCUCAGAUUGGACCAAGAAACAAGGCGGAGGAUCUGCUCAAGUCGUUCUAUGGCAGUGCCGGCUGGAGAUCCUUGCGAGAUAGUAUAGUCGAUGGGAUAUCAGAUCUCUAA
Messenger RNA from Exophiala oligosperma, 1032 nucleotides. RefSeq lists its product as uncharacterized. Lineage: Eukaryota; Fungi; Ascomycota; Eurotiomycetes; Chaetothyriales; Herpotrichiellaceae. The record is from RefSeq and is a predicted model, not a curated record. The transcript has 4 exons. The coding region runs from base 1 to 1032 and encodes 343 amino acids. Gene Ontology annotation, molecular function: oxidoreductase activity, acting on the CH-OH group of donors, NAD or NADP as acceptor.